Messenger RNA from Fusarium falciforme, 693 nucleotides. RefSeq lists its product as hypothetical. The record is from RefSeq and is a predicted model, not a curated record. Bases 1 to 693 code for a protein of 230 amino acids. The transcript is spliced from 2 exons. Lineage: Eukaryota; Fungi; Ascomycota; Sordariomycetes; Hypocreales; Nectriaceae. Gene Ontology annotation, molecular function: hydrolase activity, hydrolyzing N-glycosyl compounds. Gene Ontology annotation, cellular component: cytosol. Gene Ontology annotation, biological process: cytokinin biosynthetic process.
AUGGCCGAGACUGUACCACAGGAUAAGCCGACCGUAGUCUGCGUCUUUUGCGGCGCCGCAGCUGGCUACAACGAAAUCCACCUCGAGGCCGCACGCUCUUUGGCGCGCGAAUUCCACAAGAAUAAUGUCCAUCUUGUGUACGGCGGAGGCACGGUCGGGCUGAUGGGCGAACUUGCCAAAACGCUUGUGUCCCUCUCUGGCCCAGAAGCCGUCCACGGCAUCAUCCCCAAAGCUCUGAUCCGAGUCGAAGAAGGUUAUCAGGAUAAGGAGUCAGACUCGGGAUCAAAGAAAGCUGAGCGAACCGUUCAAAAUAACGGGGCCGAGUUUGGGCGUGUCACCGUCGUUCCCGACAUGCACAGCCGCAAGCAGUUGAUGGCGAAACAAGUCUUUGAGGGAGGCCCGGGGUCGGGAUUUAUUGCUUUACCUGGUGGCUUUGGCACUAUGGAAGAGAUGAUGGAGAUGACGACAUGGAACCAGCUUGGAAUCCACCAUGUUGGUGUUCUCCUGUUGAACAUCAACGGCUACUGGAACCAUCUUGUUGCUUGGGUCAGGAAUGCAGUUGACGAAGGAUUCCUUUCGAGUCAGAACGCAAGUAUACUGAUACAAACGGAUGAUACGGCUGCUGCUCUGGAAAAGCUGCGGGCUUAUCAGGCCAGCGGCGACAGAUUGAAGCUGAGCUGGGGUGACGAGUAA